UCUAUGUGUUGGUGUGAAUGAAUGAGAGAGGGAGGGUGUGAAUAAGUGUGACUGUACUGGGCUCAGCGUGAUUUACGGCUCUGCUGAAAACUGCUUUCCCUGCAGCUUCAGCACCACCACCAGCAGCAGCAGCAGCAACAAGUCAGGAUUCAGAGAGUAAUGCAACAGAACACUUUUGAAGAAAGCAGACACCCCUGGCAGGAAUCAUUUGAAAAUGUCAGUAUCUGCAUGCCAUUUCGUUGCCCACGAUGUGGUGACCACACUAGAUUCAGAAGCCUUUCUUCUCUGAGGGCACAUCUGGAGUAUAAUCAUAGGUACGAAGAAAGAAGCCUUCUGACAAAAUGCAACCUAUUUUCUUCCCUCAAAGAUGCAGACUUGCUCUCUUCCUCAGAGACCGUGACUCAAGGAAAACUGGGGAACACCAGCAAUGCAAUAAAACAAAAACCAUCCUACAUGCAUUUUUGUGACACAUCACAUGAGAACCCAAAGAACAGAAAAUCUCUGGAGGUGGAAGCUGAAAGGCCUGUCUCUUUUGUGGCAAAUUACGGGUCAGCUGACUUCACAGAUGAGCAGAUUUCUAAACCUGGGGUUCCUCCAACAGACUCCAAAGCCUCUUUUGAGGCACACGUACGAGAAAAGUUUAAUAGGAUGGUAGAAGCUGUAGAUAAAACAAUAGAGAAGAGAAUUGACAAGCUUACCAAAGAGCUGGCCCAAAAAACUGCUGAGCUGUUGGAAGUUCGGGCGGCUUUUGCGCAGCUGUCUCAGAAGAAACAGGAAGUUCAGAGGCGAGAGAGGGACCUGAACAGACAGGUGGAUGUUGCAGUUGAGAUGAUUGCUGUACUGAAGCAACGUCUUACAGAGUCUGAGGAAGAACUUCACAGGAAAGAAGAAGAGGUUGUUACUUUUAACCACUUCCUGGAAGAGGCAGCUGAGAAAGAGGUCCGUGGGAAAGCCAAGCUCCAACACUUCAUUGAGAAUCUAUUGCAGAGGGUUGAUCUGGCAGAACGACAACUAGAAUAUUAUCAAAAUCAGCAGCUAAUGUACAAUUACAGCGAUCUCAAUGAACACAUGUUUACAGACCUCUCAUCAAAUAAGAAACCCAGAUGCCUAAGCCGAGGAAAUCAGCAUGGUUCAUAUAAUAUACCUGAUGCAAAACCUCAUUCCCUUCAACAAGGUAGAAUGUUCCUAAAGAAAACUAAAGAUGAGAAGAACAGCAUCCAACCAGUUAUAUUCUUCUAUGAGCCUGUCAACUGCUCAAGAGAGCUAUGGAGGCCACAGAAAAAGGGUGAACCAGUGAGCGCUGCCCGAAAGGUGAAUUCAAAAUCCAAGCAGGGUAAAAAAGGCAAAUAGCUCCAGUAACAGAUUAUAUUCUAUAAACAACAUGCCGGAGCUACUGGCACAAGGCUUCAACAAAACAGAUAUUGAAUCAUGUCUGUUAUCUAAGCAUUGUACUUUUUCCUAUUCAUUUGUUCAUGCCAUAAAAUAUUAAAUAUAAAGAUAUAUAAUAUAUACAGUAUGAAAGAAUAUUUAUAUUAUUUAGUAAUUUUGUUUCCACUGGAGGGGUCUAUAAGUGAAGUAACAUUUAUUUAUGUCAGUUUGCAUUUGAUUUUUCUAUUUAUUUAAUGCUAGAGCAUAUUGAAAAUGAUCCCAGUAUCUUGUUGUAUAUUAUUGUGGCCAUAUGUUUUAUAACCAGAGAUUUUAGUGGCAGUAUGUGGUUUACUAACCUCAUUUCCAUCUAUGUCAUUGCAUUAGUUCAGAAGAAUCCAUUUAAUUGGCAUCCUGAUACUCAGUCUUUGCACUUAAUUGGUGUGAUUGCCAGGAAACAUGUUCAGUGACAAAUCACUACAUAUACCAGCACACUUAGUUGUGAGAAGGGCAUUUUAGUGUAAUCCUACAGUGCUGUCUUCAUAGAUUCAUAGAUUCUAGGGUCAGAAGGGACCAAUGUGAUCAUCUAGUCCGACCCUCUGCACAAAGCAGGCCACAGAACCCUACCCAUCCACUUCUAUAACAAACCCCUAACCUAUGCCUGAAUUAUUGAAGUCUUCAAAUUGUAGUUUGAAGACCUCAAGCUGCAGAGAAUCCACCAGCAAGUGACCCAUCGCCUGAUGCACCCUAAAACCGCAUUAGCUUUUUUAACGGCCAUAUCACAUUGGCGGCUCAUAGUCAUCCUGCGAUCUACCAAUACCCCAUGGUCCUUCUCCUCCUCUGUUGCUUCCAACUGAUACGUCCCCAAUCUAUAUCUAAAGUUCUUGUUAUUAAUCCCUAAGUGCAUGACCUUGCACUUUUCACUAUUAAAUUUCAUCCUAUUACUAUUACUCCAGUUUACAAGGUCGUCCAGAUCUUCCUGUAUGAUAUCCCGGUCCUUCUCCGUGUUAGCAAUACCCCCCAGCUUUGUGUCAUCUGCGAACUUUAUUAGCACAUUUCCGCUUUUUGUGCCAAGGUCAGUAAUAAAAAUGUUAAAUAAGAUUGGUCCCAGAACCAAUCCUUGAGGAACUCCACUAGUAACCUCCUUCCAGCCUGACAGUUCACCCUUCAGUACGACCCAUUGUAGUCUCCCCUUUAACCAGUUCCUUAUCCACCUUUCAAUUCUCAUAUUGAUCCCCAUUUUUUCCAAUUUGACUAAUAAUUCCGCAUGUGGAACCGUGUCAAAUGCCUUACUGAAAUUGAGGUAAAAGGUCUACCGCAUUUCCUUUGUCUAAAUAGUCUAUCACCUUCUCAAAGAAGGAGAUCAGGUCGGUUUGGCACGAUCUACCUUUAGUAAAACCAUGUUGUUCUUUGUCCCAAUUACCAUUGACCUCAAUGUCCUUAACUACUUUCUCCUUCAAAAUUUUUUCCAAGACCUUACAUACUACAGAUGUCAAACUAACAGCCCUAUAGUUACUCAGAUCACUCUUUCUCCCUUUCUUAAAGAUAGGAACUACGUUAGCAAUUCUCCAGUCGUACGGUACAACCCCUGAGUUUACUGAUUCAUUAAAAAUUCUCGCUAACGGGCUUGCAAUUUCAUGCGCCAGUUCGUUUAAUAUUAUCAAAACUGUUCAUAGCAGCAGAUUGGUAUUUGCAAUCCUGAAUUUUCUCUGUGCAGCCCUGCAUGUUCAUUUCGUGCUCCUUCCAUGCUUUACUAUAGCUGCUAAACAAAUUGAUUUUACCUAGGGCCAAAUUCCAAGCUGGUGUAAAUUGACACAGCUCAAUUAACUUCAGUGUUUGCUUUGAAAAUGCUGUAUGCUUUGUAUUUUCAGUACCAUUACAACUCCUGCCAUUGUUGAUAAGCUGGAAUUGAACUGGGGCCUACAAUCAGAAGCUACUUUGUCCAUGUCUACACUGCAGUUAGACAUCUGCAGCUGGUCCAUGUCAGCUGAAGCGGGCUCACGCCAGGACUCAGGCUGAGGGGCUGUUCAAUUGCAGUGUAAAUAUUUGGACUCAGACUACAGCCUGAGCUCUGGGACUCUCCCACUUAGUAGAGUCUUAGAGUUCAGAUUUCAGCCCAAGUCUAAACGUCUACACCGCAAUUAAAUAGCUCCUUAUCCUGAGCCCAAGUCAGCUGGCACAGGCCAGCCUCAGGUGUCUAACUGCAGAGUAGACAUACCCUUUGAGUUAACGGAAUAACUCCAUUACCAACUAGUAGUAGUAGUAGUGUCUUUCCCUCCGUGGGUCAGCAGCUAGAGGGAAAGAUGAGUUAUGCUAUGUGCCAGGCAUGUUCCACUGUAAUAUAUGUUUUUAGGCAAUUAAUGAAUAUUUUUCAGCACAGUGUAUUAUGUGAUCCUCUCUUAAUUGGGAUGAUAAUUUAGGAUCCAAUCCUGCUAAUUUUUAUCUAUAUGAAUACUCCUUUCACACACACACAUACUCCCAUGGAUUUCAAAUAAACACAUAUGAGUACAGAUGUUAGAAAUGAUCGCAGGAUUGGAACCUUAACUGGAAUGUCUCUACUGCCACUGGUUUGUGCCAAUUAAAAGGAUUCUACUUGAUCAUAAUGUUCUUCAGAAUUAAUUUUGUGUGUAUAUUUUUGUUAGAAUUAAUCCUUAUGCCAAGUUUAUAAAUAUUAGCAUCCUGUUUAGAUUACUGGCAAGAAUUGUUUUCUUGAGACAAGAAUAAAUAGCAGAGUCAAGUCUCUGUUUAAUUUAUUUUUUAAAUGCUCUUAACAGAAGUAAAUAGUCUUUGUGGAAGCUGGAUUUUAAGGUAUAUAUAUAUAUAAAGAUGUGCAGAAAAUGUUACUUGUUUUUUAUAAUUAUGACUGCGAGCAUAACUGAGUGAGAAGAAACAGAAGAAAACAUAUCACCGUGACUAUUGCUGCAAUAAACUAGAUUUGCAAUAUAUUUGAUAUAGACAAUAACUAAUAUGCUAAAAUGCAGGAAACAACAAAUGUCACACAUUUUUCAUUUCCUAGAAUGUAUCAUAGUGAAGAAUGAAAUGAUUCAGUUCUCACUUUUAUUUAAGAUAAUGUAUAUGGGACUAUCAUGUGUGUGUUUAAACUUUCACAACACUGUUUCAACUGAAAGUCACAGUGUAAAAAAAAAUCAGAUAUUUAAAUUGUUGACAUUUUAAGAUAUGUUUAGAUAUCUCAUUGCAAAUUUAACAUUAUGUCAUGUUAGACGUCACGUGCUGCUAAAAAACCAAUGAUUUGUAAAUUGUAUUGCAUGCUGUUUUUUGUCAGGUAGUAUCUGAUGAGAACCAUCUUUUGCAAUCCAUGCAGCCAAAAAUUCUUUAAACUUUUCUACUGCUUCCCACAUUAUCAGCUUUCUUUGAAAAAAAUUGCAGCUCUCUUAAUGCACAUAGUAAAGGAGGAUGUUUAGAAAGAACUUAAGUAAAACCCAUUAGCCCAUUCUUUAUUAGUCAAGAGUAAAAGUAGACUUCCUAUUUUUCAGUACCUUGUCUACUUUUUGUGGAUGAUAAGUUACCAAAGUUAAGCAAAACUAUUCAUAUUUCACGCAUGAAAGGUUUAUUUUAUUAUUUAUCAGCACUUGAAAUCUCUUCUAUAAGUUGUCCUUUAAAAAAAAAGUUGCAUGUUCUUUAACUUCCUAAAUCCUAAACUGUUAAAGACACCAUUUGCUGAAUCAAUGCCGAACUAGUCCUUUGCAAAGAAGUUGAAAUAUACUGUAAC
Messenger RNA from Gopherus flavomarginatus (Mexican gopher tortoise), 5095 nucleotides. It is a transcript of the gene ZNF365, whose product is annotated as zinc finger protein 365. Gene Ontology annotation, biological process: regulation of DNA strand resection involved in replication fork processing; telomere maintenance; regulation of neuron projection development. The record is from RefSeq and is a predicted model, not a curated record. The transcript has 5 exons. NCBI's taxonomy places the organism in Eukaryota, Metazoa, Chordata, Testudines, Testudinidae. Bases 160 to 1350 code for a protein of 396 amino acids. Gene Ontology annotation, cellular component: centriolar satellite.